Messenger RNA from Plasmodium yoelii, 3564 nucleotides. RefSeq names its product U3 small nucleolar RNA-associated protein 4, putative. Lineage: Eukaryota; Apicomplexa; Aconoidasida; Haemosporida; Plasmodiidae. The transcript has a single exon. Bases 1 to 3564 code for a protein of 1187 amino acids. Gene Ontology annotation, biological process: maturation of SSU-rRNA from tricistronic rRNA transcript (SSU-rRNA, 5.8S rRNA, LSU-rRNA). The record is from RefSeq and is a predicted model, not a curated record. Gene Ontology annotation, cellular component: 90S preribosome; t-UTP complex; small-subunit processome. Gene Ontology annotation, molecular function: RNA binding; protein binding.
AUGAAUAAUUGGGGUUCGGAUAGGCAUUUCAAUGCACGCCCAAGGAAUGUAUCUUUAAGCUUAACCGAUUUUAAGUUUUAUAAAAAUGAAAAAAGAAAAAUAGUGAAUAUGGAAGUAUCACCAUGCAAAUCAUAUCUGAACAUAUGUGAUUCUUUUGGAACAAUAUAUAUAUAUCAAUUUUAUAAUAACACAUUUAUUUUUUUAUUAAAAGGAGAAUUAUCGAAUGAUCUUGGUUCUAUAUGUUCAUCUAUAUGGGUAACUAAAAAAAAUAAAAAAAUAAAAUAUUUAUAUUUAUUUAAUAAAUUAGAAGAUUAUUUAUUAUUUAUUGCUGCAAUCUCUGGAUGUAUAUACAUAUUUGAUUUGGAACUUAAAACAACUAUACAUACAAUAAAUACUAAUGGUAGUAUAUCUUCUUGUAAAUUAAAUAAUUCAUUGCAAACUAUUGGAAUAACAAAUUUAAAUGGUUAUUUUAAUAUUUAUAAUUUAUAUAAAAAUGAAGAUAAUAUCAUAUAUAAUUGUUUUGACCAAUUUUAUGAGGAUACAAAAGAAAAUACCACAUCUUACAAUAAACACGAUGAAAUGAAUCCUGAAAAUUAUGAAAAUAUUGAAAAUACUGAAAAUAUUGAAAAUAAUGAAAAUAAUGAAAAUAUAAAAAUAAAAAUAUCAAAUGUGGCUUCAUAUAUAUUAGACAAUGUAGAAAAAGAUGAAUCAAACAUUGACACAAUAGUUCAAAAUUCUCUGGGAAAUUCUCUGGGAAAUUCUCGGGAAAAUUCUCGGGAAAAUUCCAACAAUUUGACUCCUGAAUUUUUUUCAAAAAAUAAAAAAAAAGAAGAAUACGAAGAAGAUAUCUUUAAUAUUUAUGUUAAAGAUCAAUUCAAAUGUGGUGAAAAAUUAACAUGUUGUUAUUUUGUUGACAUAUUUAAAUCUCGUAAAUUCCUUUUGAGAAUGCUUAACUCGAAAAAUUAUCACAAAAGAAGACGACUCAUGCAUCUAUCCGCAUCUGGAAAGAACCACCCCGACUCAGAAGCAGAGGUAGGCGAAGCAGAAGCAGAGGCGGACGAAAGUGAUGUAGCAGAGGAAGAGGCGGACGAAAGUGAUGUAGGAGAGGCAGAGGCGGACGAAAGUGAUGUAGGAGAGGCAGAGGCAGGCGACGAUGACGGUGACGGUGCGCUAACUCAAAACCGAAAGAGGAAAAAGAGUAAGAAAAGAGAUAUUGAGAAGGAAAUUCGAUCGAUCGAAAAAACAUAUAGCAACUAUAAUCACUAUGCAUUAAUAGGAAGUGAAGAGUCCAAAAUAUACAAAUAUAAUAUAGAUAGUAAAAUAUGCGAAGGUGAAUAUGUUAGCAUAAAUAAUAAAUCAAUAAUUUGGGAUGUCAUGUAUAUAUAUAAGACAGAUGAAGUAGUUGCAAUAGAUAACUGUGGAGACCUUAUUAUAUUUGAUUAUAAAUCAUAUUUAGUAAAAUGUUAUUUUAAAAAUCAUACAUUUAAAGCAAUAUCAUUAACAAAAAACGUUAAUGAAGAUUAUAUUUUUACAGCAGGGAUAGAUCGAUAUGUUAUAAAAUAUGAAUUGCGUUAUAACAAAAACGGAACACAAAAUUGGAACUAUGCAAAUAGUGAUGUUGAUUAUAGUGAUGGUGGCGAUAGUGGCGAUGGUGGCGAUGGUGGCGAUGGUGGCGAUGGUGGCGAUGGUGGCGAUGGUGUUGACCAUUCAAAUUUUAAAGAGAGUAAAAAUUUCGAACAAAAUAUAAUGAUUCAAAAAAAUAAAUUUUAUAUAAAUAAAAUAAAAAAAAUAAAAAAAUUAAAUAAAAAAUGGGUAUUUUCACAUAAACAUUCUAUGCAUUUAUCUGAUAUUAAAAAAAUAAUUUAUCUUGAAAAUGAUAUAGUAUUAACCAUAAGUGAUGAUUUAACAUAUUGUAUAUAUGAUACAAAUAAAAAUAUAAAAAAAUAUUUUUUUAUAAAAUAUUAUUAUGAAAACAACAAUAUUUUAUUUUCACCAAAAUUUAAAAUGAUCUUUUGUGUAUACUCUAAUCAGAUCACCAUUCACUACAACAUUCACACUACCCAUCAGCUUAGCGACACAUCGAUCGAAAAUGAAGAGAGAGGAAGUGGCGAUAAAAGAAGUGAUGAUGAUGAAGAGAGAGGAAGUGACGAUGAUGAAGAGAGAGGAAGUGACGAUAAAAGAAGUGAUGAAAAUCGCAUCUCUGUAGAUAAUUUAUCACAGCUAAACGAAUGCAACUACAACCCUAUAGCCAAUAUUGUAUAUGACAGUAAUGAGCGGAUAUCGGAAUACGGAAUAAAUAAAAGCUUUACAAAAUUGGGGUGUAUUACAAAUAAAAAAUUUUGUGUUUACAAUUUUGACAUGAAUAAGUUGGAACUAUAUAAUUAUGAUGUAUCAGCUUUGAAUUUUUACAAGAUCUAUAGUUUUACAUUUUUAAAUGAAAAUGAAAUUGUAGUUUCGUUAUCCAGAUAUUUUGCAGAAACAAAUAAUAAUAAUGAUAAUAAUGAUAAUAAUAAUAAUAAUAGUAGUAGUAAUAAUAAUAAUUUAGAUGCCAAUUUAAUGUAUUUAAAAAAAUAUAUUAAUUAUUAUUUAUGCAUAUAUAAUGUUAAAAAAAAAAAAAUUAUAGAAGAAGUUAAAGUAGAUAGAAUAUUUUAUAAUUUUAAAAAUUAUCAAAACAAAUUAAUAAUAUGUUCAGAUUAUAUGAAAAAUAUAUAUUUGUUUUUUAAAAAUUCCAAAAAAUAUUUAAACAAUUUUAUAAUGAUAUGUGAUUAUAAUAUAAAUAUACAAAAUAUCAAUAAAUAUUGUAUUAUAUUUUUUAUGAUAGAACAAUUUUUAUUUAUAUUUUCAAACAAUAAUAGAAUUUAUGUAUAUAUAAUAAAUUUUCAAGAUAAAAAUAUUUAUUUUUUUAAAUGUAUAAAAAUAAAUAGAUGUAUAUUUAAUCAAAUUAGUAAAAUUCAAUUUUUAAAUCUAGAUCGUAUUACCAAAGAAUCUGAACACAUUCAAAAAAAUUCUGACCAUAAUUAUGAUAUACAAAAUAUUAUGAAUUUAAAAUAUCGUUAUUGUUUAAUUAUUAAAUCGUAUGAUAAAUUAAUAUUCAUGGGACUAAAUUUAUUUGAUAAUAUUUAUGUAAACAUAGAAGAUGAAUGUUUAAAAAAACAAAUAAAAAAAAACACAAAUUAUUGUAGUCAAUAUUAUUUAUCUUCUUUAAAUUUUAAAUAUAACUAUCUUAAUUAUAAACAAAUAUAUUUUCAAGAUAAUAAUUUAUUUCAUACAAUUUUUAAUAAAAUUAAUACAUCUGAACAAAAUGAAAAUAAUAAUACAUCACUUUCAAAUAAUGAAAAAUCGAAUGUUACAGAUUUAAACAAUCCAUGUGAAACUGUUCAAAAUUAUGAUCAUGAUGUUUUCAAAUUAUCAUUUAGAUUUUUAUCAUGUAUAAUUAAAAGAGGUGUUAUAGAUAUCCAUUCUGUAUAUACUAGUGAAAAUAGAAUCACUAUUUUAGCUUGUGGUUCAUCAUAUUUAUCUAAUUCAUUAUUAGAUGCUGCAGAUACAAAGAAAUAUAUUAAAUAA